Hypanus sabinus (Atlantic stingray) is the source of this 3359-nucleotide messenger RNA. It is a transcript of the gene tgfb2, whose product is annotated as transforming growth factor, beta 2. The transcript is spliced from 7 exons. NCBI's taxonomy places the organism in Eukaryota, Metazoa, Chordata, Chondrichthyes, Myliobatiformes, Dasyatidae. Gene Ontology annotation, molecular function: type II transforming growth factor beta receptor binding; growth factor activity; cytokine activity. Gene Ontology annotation, cellular component: extracellular region. Gene Ontology annotation, biological process: BMP signaling pathway; transforming growth factor beta receptor signaling pathway; SMAD protein signal transduction. The record is from RefSeq and is a predicted model, not a curated record. The coding region runs from base 680 to 1921 and encodes 413 amino acids.
AUGUUAUCUGCUGGCAACUCUCUCCCUCACACGCACACACACACUCUCACUCUCUCUCUCUCUCUCUUCCCCCCACUCACUCACUUCCAGCCUGGGAUCCUUUACUAGCAUGGGGCAGCGAAAAUAACGGUUCACUGCUUCAGAUUUUUUUUAAGUAUAAUAAGUUAAUUUCAUAUAAGAGAGAAAUCUAAUCUUUCUGCCUCUACAAAAAUCCUAACGUAGCAUUUGACAAAUUAAGUUUUUUUUUGGCAAAAUUGUAUUUUUUUUUAAUCUCCGUGGAUCUAAAAUCUCAUCGUGGUGGAAUAAAGCUGGUAUUUUAUUGGCAUUUCACUGGAGAAAAGCAGAGGGGUCAGAGAGAAAGAGAGAGAGAGAGAGAGAAGUUGGGCGAAGUUUAAAGACUUGAUGCGGAUUGCAAUGAAGUGAAGGUGUGUUUAUCUUCGGCAGUAGCAGUGUUGGUGUCGGGACUAGCGCUGCAGCGAGGAGGCAGCUCUUGGCAAGUCUGUGAACUGCACAAGGCUUGAGAAUCAAGAAUAAGCAACUAGAACGUGCCUUUAUGCCUUUUUUAUUGUAAAUAUCUAAUCUGCUGCUUUUUUUCGCGUGAAGAUUACGAUCUGCAGCUGCUUUUCUUCCCCCUCUCCUCUCCCUCCUCCCUUCAACUUCCAACUUACCAACUUUGAAAAUGCACCACUCCAUUUUCACUGUGUUUCUCACGCUGGAUUUGGCGAUGAUCGGCGCUUGCUUAUCGACCUGUAACACCCUCGACAUCAACCAGUUCAAGGAUAAGAGGAUCAAAGCCAUCCGAGGGCAAAUCCUCAGCAAACUGAAACUUACAAAGCCCCCGGAACAUUACCCGGAGCCAGAAGAGGUGCCGGCAGAGGUAAUCGCGAUUUACAACAGCACCAGGGAUUUGCUUCAGGAGAAGGCAAACGAGAGGGCUGCCACUUGUGAGCGAGAAAGGAGUGAAGAGGAAUAUUACGCAAAAGAAGUUUACAGGAUUGAUACGAAUCCAUAUAGCUCCCGUGAAAAUGUCAUCUCCUCCCCACAAUACAACCGAUACUUUAGACGUGUGCCUUUUGACGUCAGCUCAAUGGAGAAAAACGUUUCCAACCUGGUGAAGGCAGAGUUCAGAGUGUUUCGUUUACAGAAUCCAAAGGCAAAAGUAGAGGAACAACGAAUAGAACUGUAUCAGAUUCUAAAGCACAAAGACAUAUCAUCUCCCAGCCAUCGGUAUAUUGAUAGUAAAGUUGUACGAACGAGAACUGAAGGCGAAUGGCUUUCCUUUGAUGUUACAGAGACUGUAAAUGAAUGGUUACUCCAUCGAGAGAGAAACAAUGGCUUUAAAAUAAGUCUACAUUGCCCAUGUUGCACAUUUGUGCCUUCAAGUAAUUAUAUUAUACCAAAUAAGAGUGAAGAGCUGGAAGUUCGAUUUGCAGGAAUUUCUGACAACUACCCAGGAGAUUAUCCUGGCGUGGAUAAGGGAAAAAAGGGUAAGGACCAUAUUGGGAAGACAGCACAUCUCCUCCUCAUGCUAUUACCAACCUACAGGCUUGAGUCACAGCAAUCUAGCGGACGGAAGAAGCGUGCACUGGAUGCUACAUUUUGCUUUAGAAACUUACAGGAUAAUUGCUGUUUACGCCCACUGUACAUUGACUUCCGAAGAGAUCUAGGGUGGAAAUGGAUUCAUGAACCCAAGGGCUACAAUGCCAACUUCUGUGCUGGGGCCUGUCCUUACCUCUGGAGUUCAGACACUCAACACAGUCAGAUACUUGGCCUGUACAACAACCUAAACCCUGAAGCUUCCGCCUCUCCUUGCUGUGUUUCUCAAGACCUGGAGCCACUCACUAUCCUCUAUUUCAUUGGCAAAAAUCCCAAAAUUGAACACCUUUCAAACAUGAUAGUUAAGUCUUGCAAAUGCAGCUAAGAAUGAAUACAUCCCUUGAAAAUCCCAGGUUCAUCAGUGUUAAACAAAAGAACAAUACACGGUACUAGUUUGAACUAUUCGGAAACUAUUUUCUUGUUUAACUACCAACAGAAACAAAAGAAGCAAAAAAUGUACAUUGAAGGCUUUAAUUCUAUCCUUCACUUACUAUUUUAGUGUGAUAGAUGAGACACAGAACCUUUAAUUUUAAAAAAAAAACACUGGAAGAAUUGUAAGUGUUAAUAUGUGAAAUAAAAGGAGUCCCACUUAGUGGAAAUGCUGUACAGGUCCCGUGCCUUACUUGAUCUCUUGUGUAUUGUUAUGCAGUUGGCAUCCUAUAAAAUCCUUUCUAAGGGCACAAGUAUAAUAAAAUAUAUUGCUGAUCUGUUCAUCGAGGGAUGUGUUAUUGGGUUAAUAUGGCAGAAUAUGGUAAGAAAAUUUGAAAUCAUUGUGAAUGGUCUAAUAUUAUAUUGGCUUGAAAUGCAAACAGUAAGCACUUGGGCCUAAAAAUCAGAGUGACAGGAGAAAGAAGGAAAUGUUAAGUGAAACACAUAGAAUCUAAAUGUUAGGAUAUUUUAUCGGAGGAGUGCCUUCAUAGUAAAGAAUAUCAGGCAAAAUAAAGAUUAGAAUAAUUUGGUGAGAAGGGGGUUAACUUUUCAAAAUAAAAGUCAGAUAGCACCUUUCCUUUCCCCCUCUGCAUUAGUUUUAACAUCUGUAAACAUGUUAACCUCAGAAAUGUAGUGGUACAUAGUCUGCGUGCUGAUUGGGUAAUUAGCUGCAGUGAUCAGCGAUCAGCGGGUAGCAGAUAUGGAAUACGAUAAUUGCAAGUUCUAUCUACUACUUGGCUUGGGUUUACAGAUUUUCAUGCGCAAUUGUGAUGUCCUGUUCCAGUGCGGGGGGUGGGGGGGGGCAGGUCAGAAAUGCAGAGGUCAGCAUUCGCAAUCAGUGGGAUUUGUAAUAUUAUGGCCUCUAUUUUUAAUAUCUGAAAAAAACUGGCUAAGCAUUAACUCAGGUGCAGUGAUCUUUCUACCAUCUCUUCAAUCUGCCCUCCUGUUGAGCAAGUCAGCACAGCAGGAGCAGAUCCCUCCAAAUCCAGGGCAAAUAUAUUUGCAGAAAAUAAAGUAUUGGGGGCUUAUUUUCAUUGCGCUCUCAGGUUUUGGGCUCUAUACUUAGAUUUCAUCUUUAAAAGCAGUUAAAUAAAUGUCCCUUGCUCCCACAUAUCAAACAGAAAGUGCUAAAUAACAUUAGCUUUCUCCUUUCUCCAAACUGAUCAUCAAUUUGUAUACAAAAUUUCAACUCUAACUCUGCUAUAAUUUCUGUUUUUAAAUUUGUUAGUGUGAUGCUUUAUUGUUGCCAGUUACAUAUGAGUGAACAAUUAGCAAACACAAAACUGAAAUGUGUACAGUAUUGUUUAAAAAAAAUAAAGAAAUUAGAACUACAA